CUAAGAAUUCCUUUCUUUCUCCUUGCUUCGUUUCUGUUCUGCAGCCAUGUGAAGUCAUUGAAUAUGUGCGCAGACACAGCCCUUGUUGGCAGGAAAAACCGGAAUGCCCAGUAUAUCCAACGGAACUAGUGUUUGCUUUGGACAUAUCCCAGGAUGUCACAUCCCAGUUAUUUGAAAGAAUGAGAGAGAUUGUAAUAUCAGUAGUGAAUGCCACCAAAAUUAGAGACAGCAACUGCCCAGUGGGAGCUAGAGUCGCUGUUGUGUCCUACAAUUCCAACACUCAUUAUCUGAUCCGCUUCUCCGAGUUCUACAGCAAGAAUCAGCUCCUCAAAAAACUUAAUAAUCUGGCUUAUGAGAGAUCCUCAAGCAAACGGGAUAUUGUGAGAGCAAUGGGAUUUGUUGCCAGGAAUGUUUUCAAGCGAACUCGCCAAGGUCCUAAUGUGAGAAAAGUAGCAGUGUUUUUCAGCAAUGGGCCGUCUGCAGAUGAAUUUUCUAUUAACACAGCAGUUCUGGAGUACACUGCAUUUGAUAUUGUUCCAGUAGUUAUCGCUUUUAAUGAUGUUCCCCUCAUCAGUCGUGCUUUUGCGAUGGACGAUACUGGAUUCUUCCAGGUAAUAAAUAUUAAUCAAGAGGAUGACUAUGAGCCAUUCUUGGAAACAUUUCGGCGCUGUACUCUUUGUUAUGACAAAUGUAAACCAGAUGAGUUUUGUGAACGCCGCAGAUUCCGAUCACCACCGACAUAUGUGGAUGCUGCUUUCAUUUUGGAUAGCUCACAGAAAAUGAGUAGUGCCGAAUUUGAGAACGUGAAAAACUUCUUGAGCAGAGUACUUGAUAACUUUGACAUUUCCUCUGAGCCAGAGACUUCUUCCACAGGUGAUAGGGUGGCUGUGGUAAGCCAUGCUCCACCAGGUUUCAAACCCCGAAUGGGGCGGAACCCUGUAAAGAAAGAAUUUGACUUUGUCACCUACAAGAAGAGACAGUUAAUGAAAAGACAUAUCCAAGAAUCUGUUCAACAGCUGAAUGGAGCAGCUGCUCUUGGCCAUGCCAUACAGUGGACAAUUGAUAAUGUUUUCUUAACUGCACCCCACUCCAGACAACACAAGGCUAUUAUUGUUAUAUCUGCUGGAGAAACAAGUCAGUGGGACAAAGACAUAUUAAAGAAGGCAUCUCUGAGAGCCAAGUGCCAAGGAUAUGCUCUGUUUGUAAUUUCAUUAGGACAUGUAUAUAACGACAAGGAAUUGGAAGAGAUGGCUAGUAUUCCCAUGGAACAUCAUUUGAUUCAGCUGGGCAGAGUUCAUAAGCCUGAACUUGAAUAUGUAGUGAGGUUUAUGAAACCAUUUGUGCAUCUCCUCAGGCGUGCAAGCAACAAAUAUCCACCAGUAGAGCUCAAGAGAAUUUGUACCAGAGCUCGCUCUCAGAAAGACCAACAUGUUGCUAUCCUAGAUGAGGAUUGGUCAGGAGGUGAUGCCAUAGCUGAUGCUGAAUAUGCUGUUUCUGGGCAUGCAACACUAAUGUUCCAGGAUGACAUAAGCGAUGGUCCUCUAAACACCAACAGUUUUGCCAGCAAUACACAUCAAUCCUUGGUAACUACCGACAUAAUGGAGAAUGCUGCCAAAACACACGGAAGGGAAGAUAACAUGGCUGGAACCAAAGCGUUUUAAACAAUGAAAUGGUUAAAUAUGGCAUUGGGCUGAAGAAACUAACUAUGCUGCAUGGUUCUGACCUAUAAAAAUUCCCGUCUCUGCCUCCUACAAUGGUUUAUUGGUGGAAAUCAUGGAAGAAAUGUGGACAUGAUCUGUGAGAUACAGAAUAAUUUUAUUCCUUUAAGAAAUGGACAAGACUGUAUUUUACAAAAACUUGAAUAUCUCUAUCCCUAUGCACGUAGGGUCUGCUCCUGUAUAGUACUGAAUGUGGGAGGUGAGGACUUCAGAGGGAGGUGAGGACACUUGGAAAUUAACAGGGUCAGGCCCUUAAGGAACUGUCUAGUCUCCAGGUCAGUUGUGCUUUGUUGGAGUUGACUGGCAAGAACUGAGGCAUGAAUGUGUGUGUAACACUCUCCUCUUUCAAUGAGUAAACUGCAGUGCAAAUUCUUUUCAGUGAAACUUUACUUUCCAUAGUCCUUCUACAGGUGUAAGUUGCAUUGUGUAAAGAUAGGAAGAAGGCUUAUUAGUCACUGCUGUGCUUUUCCAGGUAGAGUAACUAUGCAAUUGGUGACUGAAUUACUUCUUUUAGACCAAGGAGAACUCUAAAAGAACAGCGUGUCUUUAACAUGGAGCAUCUCGUCUGCCUUAAAACAAAACAAAACA
Chrysemys picta bellii (western painted turtle) is the source of this 2306-nucleotide messenger RNA. The record is from RefSeq and is a predicted model, not a curated record. NCBI's taxonomy places the organism in Eukaryota, Metazoa, Chordata, Testudines, Emydidae.